UCCAGAGGCAAACCUAACGGCAGCGAUCAUAACCUUAGAAAACGCGCAUUUUCAGGCCCUCGCCGGCGAUAGCUACGAUUUUUCCAACAUGGCAGCGAACCAUGCUCGGGCGCUCGGUGUUUUUAUCUUUAUAUAUAACACGAAAAGGGCUGUAUAAUCAUCGCAAAAUAUUGCCUGAAGUUUGUGCAAACGGAGUACCUGCGAUCGGUUGCCAAAAUUUGUUUUCGUUGUCUGCAAGUGAUGCAUAUAAGCAGACUACAGCGUUGGCUCAGAAGCCGGGUUGGCGUUUCCGAUGUAGUGAUGAAGUCAACGCUUUCAAUAUUUUGUUCGUGAGGCUGCACUGGAUUUUCUGAGUUUCUGUUUGGUUCCCACCAUUUGAUGAAAGAUGACCAUAGAGAAAAAACGAUACAACCCUCGCUGCUUCUUUGAUGUGCAGAUAGGGGACGAGUCUGCGGGAAGGAUUGUUUUUGAACUGUUUGCAGACGUCUGUCCUAUCACAUGUGAGAACUUCCGGGCCCUUUGCACAGGAGAAUGUGGCACAGGCAAGACAACGGGCAAGCCACUCCACUACAAAGGUGCCAAGUUUCACCGUGUCAUUCGCAGCUUUAUGAUCCAGGGGGGAGACUUCUCUGUUGGUAACGGAAGCGGUGGGGAAUCCAUCUAUGGUGGGACCUUCAAAGAUGAGAGCUUUGAGCUCAAGCAUGAUCAGCCAUACCUGCUGUCCAUGGCCAACCGUGGCAAGGACACUAAUGGGUCGCAGUUCUUCGUGACAACACAGCCAACGCCUCAUCUUGAUGGGGUGCACGUGGUGUUUGGGCACGUGAUCAAGGGUGAGGAUGUGGUGCAGGCCAUUGAGUCCCAGCCUGUCGACGGCAACAGCUGUCCUGUGCAGCCAGUGAUCAUUGCCAACUGCGGCGAGCUUGUGUUAAAGCGCAAGCACAAGGACAAGAAGCACAAGCGAUCAGCAUCCAAUGCACCCAGUACUGGAGCAGAGGAAGGCUCCUCGGGGGAGAAGGCCUCGGAACACAAACACCGCAAGCACCACAAGCAUCACUCCAAAAAGUCCCGCAAGGACAAGUCACACAAACAGGACGCCAGUGUGGACAAGCAGGCAGACAAGGUGGACGACGAUGCUGAGCAGUCCUUUGUCAAGCCUGAGGAGAUACCGGAGGUGCCUGCGAACAACUUUUUGAUGCGGCGUGUGCCUGAUGAGCCAGCACCUAACUUCAUGCAGCAAGGGCGGAGAAUGGGGAGCUUCUACAGCCGUCGUCCUCAGCUCUCCCGCUCAGGCCGCAAGAUCAAAGGCCGGGGCUUCAUGCGUUACCGGACACCAUCACCUGAAGGCAGUCGAUCUGGAAGCGAGACACCACCUCACUGGAGGCAGGCACAGGCACGGAUGCGGCCCCUUCGCGACUACCUCGAGCUACAGGAUGGCGAGGAAGAGGGUGGCCGUGAAGAACAGUUACCUGAGGAGGGAGAGCUCACCAAUCAUACGGAGCAGGCCUCGAAAGAAAAGGAAAAAGAAAACAGGUCACGACGCAGCCCAAGUCCCUCGGAUAAGCGGCGAGAACGACGUGAUAGGAAUGCUGACCGCAAUCACGACAGGAACCAAGACAGGAACCAAGACAGGAACCAAGACAGGAACCAAGACAGGAACCAAGACAGGAACCAAGACAAAAUCAAGACAGAAAUCGCGACCACCACAGGGACCGGCGAGAACGCCGUGAUCGGGACACAAAUCGGCGGUCACCACACCGAAACACCCAGGAUGAAAACCAGCCACUGCCUGGCGGGGACGAGCAGCCACGGCGCAGGCAGCGCAAGUUUGAGGAAGACCCACGGUCCAAGAGGACUUCGAGGGAGGAACGGUCACCAAGAAGACGGUCCCGUUCACCAAGGGAGCGGCAGACCCGGCAGCGGCCAAGUGAGGACAAGAGUGGUGGAAAGUCAUCAGGGUCGAGGCAACACGAUGUCCUGACAACAUCCAACAAGGAGAGGAGCCGAGAAAACAGGGCAAAGUCUCCUCAGAGCCGUGUGUCAUCUUCUGUGAAACCAGCCUCAAAGGGAUCAACAGAGAUGAACCAUCGGGCUGAGAAAUCGGGUGGCGGUGCAGCCGCAUCUGCCGUGAUGGGCCGGCAGACAGCACUUCGGUCGUCUUCCGAGAAAGGAGCA
Molecule: messenger RNA, 2172 nt
Organism: Dermacentor silvarum
Lineage: Eukaryota; Metazoa; Arthropoda; Arachnida; Ixodida; Ixodidae
Product: peptidyl-prolyl cis-trans isomerase G-like
Exons: 15
Coding region: 386-1978 (530 amino acids)
Biological process (GO): protein folding; protein peptidyl-prolyl isomerization
Cellular component (GO): intracellular membrane-bounded organelle
Molecular function (GO): peptidyl-prolyl cis-trans isomerase activity
Source: RefSeq, a predicted model, not a curated record